Molecule: messenger RNA, 1290 nt
Organism: Pectinophora gossypiella (pink bollworm)
Lineage: Eukaryota; Metazoa; Arthropoda; Insecta; Lepidoptera; Gelechiidae
Gene: CSN7
Product: COP9 signalosome complex subunit 7b
Exons: 4
Coding region: 170-991 (273 amino acids)
Biological process (GO): COP9 signalosome assembly
Cellular component (GO): COP9 signalosome
Source: RefSeq, a predicted model, not a curated record
UUUAUGUUGUCAAAUUAGCAGCAAAGGAAGUCAGUAUAAAAAAAAAUAUUAUUUUCUCCUCAAAAGUCGAUUUUUAUCGAAUAAGAAUAUUUGAAUUUGUAUAAUAGAAAGUCAGGCGUAUUGAAUACAUCUUCCUAGUAUCCCAGGAAGAAACUGUAGUGUAGUAAUCAUGAAUCCCAUGUCGAUGGAUCGAGAUGAGCCUUCUUCGCUAUUAUCCUUUUCGACUAAUCACCCGUUGGAGCAAUUCGUUCUUCUAGCGAAAGGGGCGAAGGGUUCUGCAUGUGCAGAGCUCAUAAAACAGGUGCUAGAAGCUCCGGGAGUCCACGUAUUUGGAGAACUACUGGAAAUGCCGAACAUCAAAGAGCUGGAAGAAGGCCCAUAUGCGCAACACUUUAAAACGCUCAACUUAUUUGCUUAUGGCACAUACAAAGACUACUUAGAAAACAAAUCGGACUACUUAGAACUGACCCCGGCACAGUGCAAGAAGCUCCAACACCUCACCAUAGCAACAUUGGCCACACAGGAGAAGUGUAUUCCUUACUCUGUGCUCUUGAAAGAACUGGAUAUAAAAAACGUUAGGGACUUAGAAGAUCUCAUUAUUGAAGCUAUUUAUGCAGAUAUAAUCCAUGGAAAACUGGAUCAAGAAUGUAAGCGUGUGGAGGUAGACGUGGCACUGGGUCGCGACGCUCGCCUUGAAGAUGCGUCAUCCAUUGCAGAUGUGUUGGCAGACUGGUGUAAUGCUUGCGAAGCCGUGCUCAACUCCGUCGACCGCCACAUACAGCGUGCCAACCACCACAAGCAAAAAUCUAUUAGGCAUCAACAGGCUAUUGAACAAGAGAUUGUGUAUAUAAAGAAAACUCUGAAGACACAAGCAGAGAACGAAGAGUCUGGCUCUGGUGGCGGCACGGAGACCCACUCAGCACCCAAGAAGAACUCUGGCAAGGGCAAGACACCCCGCAACGCUGCAAAGUUCUGGCAAAAAAACACAUAAAAUAUCAUAAAUUUAUAAUCCAUGCAAACUAAAUACUCACCUCAGGGUAUUGCUUCACUGACGUGUUUAUUUAAUUUGCAGGAGUUGAGUUAUACUAUAAUUGUGUAUAAAGUCAAAUGCAUAUUAUUAAUUGUGGUUUUUACAGAUAGACAUGAAUAUUUUUCAAAUAUCGAACAAUUAGGUACAAUUUAAUAUUGAACAGGCGCUUAAAUCACACCCAAAAUUGCAUCUAAUAAUAUGUGUUUGUCUGAAGGCAUGUGAUAAAUGUUAAUUAAACUUUUAGUACUGCUGCUCUCAAA